Hylaeus volcanicus is the source of this 3133-nucleotide messenger RNA. RefSeq lists its product as uncharacterized. The coding region runs from base 108 to 2921 and encodes 937 amino acids. The transcript is spliced from 16 exons. Gene Ontology annotation, molecular function: ATP binding; DNA binding; ATP hydrolysis activity. Gene Ontology annotation, biological process: DNA repair; DNA replication. Gene Ontology annotation, cellular component: nucleus; DNA replication factor C complex. Lineage: Eukaryota; Metazoa; Arthropoda; Insecta; Hymenoptera; Colletidae. The record is from RefSeq and is a predicted model, not a curated record.
AAAGUGAAUUUUGGUGCUGACUAAAGAAAUUGAAAAAUAAAACAUAGUCACCUUACGUUUUUCUACCUCUUACCGUUUUCUACAUUGAUACCAUCACGAAAGUUAGCAUGUCGAAAACUUUUAUGGAUGGCUGGUUAAAGCGGGAAUGUGUAACAUUACCAGAGGUUGAAAAAACAUUCAAAUCUAAGAUGACUACAGAGAACAGUGCAAAGCGUUCAUUCAAUGUACCAUCUUUAGUGACAUCAGGUGAAGAGGAUAAAGCCGAUGAGGAUUCUUCUAUUCCAGUUCAUGUGCUCAAACGGCAUCGGAAAAGACUUCAACAAAAAGAAUUACCAAAGUUUUGUGGAGAAGAAAUGAAUGAAUCUGGUCACGCGUCGGUGACGUCUUCCUUUAACAGCCCUCAUCUGAAUGUAGAGAAUGAAAAAUCAAAUAUUAUUUGUGAAAAAGGAAGUGCUCAUUUUGAAGAAUUAACUCAAUUGACUAACCAAAUAAAACAAAAAGUGCCAAACCGGAGCGGUAUAAACGAAACGGAGAUGGAAGAAGUUAUACUUCCAAAAACGUCGUCGGUAAAAUCUUUAAAGGAAAAAGAGAAUUUGUGUGUCUCACCUCAAGAAACGACUACUUUGGCCUACGGAGAUGCUUCUCCAAAUGAUCAAAAUCAAACACUAUGUUUAACUGGAAAGAAAUUUGUUUUAACCGGAUUAUUUUCACGUUGGUCCCGCGAAGAAAUGGAAAAUUAUAUUAAAAGGAUGGGAGGUCACGUGGUCUCAGCUGUUAGUGGGAGAACUGAUUUUUUAGUUACAGGGUAUAUAUUAGAAAAUAAUAAACCAGUCGAAGAAGGGUCCAAAUAUAAAAAAGCCCUUAUUCAAAAGUCGAAUGGGAAACCUUUAAGCAUAGUUACAGAAGAAGACUUCUUUCAAAUGUACCCUUUACCAUUGUGUUCACGUCCUUCGCCGGUCGAUGGUGCAACCAAUAAAAAUAUUGUCAUACCUGAACAAACGUUUCCAAUUCAUGAUACCAAAGUAUUAAAUGUUGUCUUGGACAAAAAAAGCGAUGUUUCACAAGCAUUAUGGUCUGAAAAAUACCGACCCGUAAAAUCUUCUCAAAUUAUAGGCAACGGUGAGAAUAUUCGUCGCUUAAAAGCAUGGCUGAUGAAUUGGUACGACGUAUGUCUGGGUAAAAAAAAUACCUUUGUGGAAGGAGAAUUCUCCAAAAAACGUAUUUUAAACAGUGACUCGAUGGAGUCAAGAGCUUGUAUGAUUAGUGGAGUUCCUGGUAUAGGAAAAACCACGGCCGCUCGCGUUGUCGCCAGUGAAUGCAAUUAUGAUAUUAUUGAAUAUAAUUCAUCGGAUAAUCGAGGAAAAGAUAUUAUCGAAGUGAUAAACGAUAUGACAUCAGGCGGCAAAACUCUUAGCCAUUUUUUUAAAAAGACUUCAGCAUCACAUUCUCCUUCUAGGACGGUUUUGUUAUUAGAUGAAAUGGACGGUUUAUCUAGCGGCGAUCGCGGAGGAGCUCAAGCUGUGAAAGCAUUAAUAGAAAAGACAAUGUGUCCUGUGAUAUGCAUCUGCAAUGAUCGCAAUCAUGUUAAAGUACGUAAUAUAGCGUCUAAAUGUUAUGAUCUUCGUUUCACCAAACCACCUAAAAAUAUGGUAGCUAAGCGUAUCUGCACUAUUGCGUUACAAGAGCACUUUACGAUUGAGUACAACGCAGCAGAACUUUUAUGCGAAAGAGUGGGAAAUGAUAUUCGUCAAAUACUGAAUACGUUGCAAAUGCUGUGUCCUCGCUUUUCCCACACACACGGAGUGACGUUUGAUAUGAUGCGACAACAUGUAGAGCAGCGUCUUAAGGACGAUCAGGUGAUGGUCAAUACAUUCGAUAUUGUUAGGCAAUUAUUAACAAAAAAUGAAGCACGCUUAUUAUCUCUAAACGAUAAAUUGGAUGCUUUUUUCGUGGAUUACGAUUUUAUACCCUUACAUAUUCAAGAAAACUACGUUCAAGCCUAUUCAACAUUUUGUCAACGUCUUCAAACACCCAUAAUGGAAACGAUUGAAACACUCGCGUCAGUGGCAGACUCCAUCUCCUAUUCUGAUGUCGUGAAUAGGAAAAUCAGAAGAGAUGGGUGUUGGACUCUUUUGCCCGAUUUCGGUUUCUUCAGCACAGUGCUACCAGCAUGUCUGACUUCGGGUUUUGUAGGUCGCACCGAAUUUCCCAAAUGGCUUGGAAAGAAUUCGAGCAAGUCAAAAAAUCGACGUCUCUUAAGUGAAAUUUCAUUAUAUAUUGGAUUAAAAGCUAGUAUCAGUUUAAUUCAAAUGCGUGUAUCAGGUUAUCUUGAUCUUGUAUAUGAACGCAUUCUUGAACCUUUACAAACCUCAACGGAUGGUUUUGUGAAGGACGCAGCCACACGUACACUCGAACGCAUGAAUGCUUAUGGUUUAACAAAGCAACACGUUUUUGAAAAUAUAUCCGCUUUACGAUUAAGAAAUCAGCCGGAUCUUUAUUCUGGAUUACCUUCUUCAACAAAACGAGUACUGACUCAGCUGUGCAAAAGCAUGUCGCCUUCACAAAACGUUGCCCUUCGUCUAGGAAAAAAGCAAGAUCCUUUCAAUUCACCAGUGCUAGAAGAAAAUCUAAAUGAAGAGGCAUCUUUUAAUGACAUACAUGUUAAAACGGAAAAGUCUCGGCGUAACUCACACUCUUCUGAGUCGUCUACGGAAAGUGAUGACGCGUUUUUAGGGUUAAGUCAACCCUCUUCAAAAAAAACAAUACUACAAAAAAAUACUAAAGAAAAAACGGCCGCAAGGACCCGAAAAGAAAAAGGACAAGCACUUUGCAAUUCUAAGGUAUCCCUUGACAAAUCCCAAAAAUCAAUAACGAAGAGCACAGCGGCACUUGGAAAAAAAAAAGCCUCUCUCUCCAAAUAAUGUACUAUAUUAGUACGCUUCUUUAAAAAUAGUUUUUUUUUCUUAUCACGCCGUGUAAUUUUUUAUUAUUUUCUCGCUAUAUAAGCUUUUUAAAAUUUAAUUCAAUGAAUACAAAAUCAGCACGGUAAUGAAGUAUAUUCGACCAACACGUUUCAGGCUACACGUGCACAAUGUUUUCACAUGUUCUUUCCUUGCUUUUACAGCAGUUCAAC